Messenger RNA from Oncorhynchus keta (chum salmon), 5684 nucleotides. RefSeq lists its product as uncharacterized. The record is from RefSeq and is a predicted model, not a curated record. The coding region runs from base 4070 to 5077 and encodes 335 amino acids. The transcript is spliced from 3 exons. Lineage: Eukaryota; Metazoa; Chordata; Actinopteri; Salmoniformes; Salmonidae.
CAAUUGAACUAAUGAUAUUCGUUAGUAGUGUUGUCACGAUAGCAACAUUUUACUCAUGAUACGAUAACAGGCCAAGUAUCACAGGGGGAAAAUUCAGAGUGUCAAAGACUCGCCCUGUCCCUCGGACGCUUGUUCCCGUUUCCUAAACGUUACACGCACGUGCUAAAUUAAAAACCUGUCACUGAUAUUCACACUUAUAUUGAAUACAACACGUUUUAAAUGUAACUUCACACUGUACAAUACAAUACUGCAUGGAAGGGCUAAUUUGUUCAUAUUUGCAAAGGCCUACCUGUGAUUUAGCUGGAGGAAUGGGAGGAAGGAAUAUACACUACAUAAUGUUCUGUAUGUCAUUGUGUCAGUCAGGAGACAACACUACAUAAUGAUCUGUGUGUCAGUCAGGAGACAACACUACAUAAUGAUCUGUGUGUCAGUCAGGAGACAACACUACAUAAUGAUCUGUAUGUCAGUCAGGAGACAACACUACAUAAUGAUCUGUAUGUCAGUCAGGGGACAACACUACAUAAUGAUCUGUAUGUCAGUCAGGGGACAACACUACAUAAUGAUCUGUGUGUCAGUCAGGAGACAACACUACAUAAUGAUCUGUAUGUCAUUGUGUCAGUCAGGAGACAGCACUACAUAAUGAUCUGUAUGUCAGUCAGGAGACAACACUACAUAAUGAUCUGUAUGUCAGUCAGGAGACAACACUACAUAAUGAUCUGUAUAUCAUUGGGUCAGUCAGGAGACAACACUACAUAAUGAUCUGUAUGUCAUUGUGUCAGUCAGGAGACAGCACUACAUAAUGAUCUGUAUGUCAGUCAGGAGACAACACUACAUAAUGAUCUGUAUGUCAGUCAGGAGACAACACUACAUAAUGAUCUGUAUGUCAUUGUGUCAGUCAGGAGACAGCACUACAUAAUGAUCUGUAUGUCAGUCAGGAGACAACACUACAUAAUGAUCUGUAUGUCAGUCAGGAGACAACACUACAUAAUGAUCUGUAUAUCAUUGGGUCAGUCAGGAGACAACACUACAUAAUGAUCUGUGUGUCAUUGUGUCAGUCAGGGGACAACACUACAUAAUGAUCUGUAUGUCAUUGUGUCAGUCAGGAGACAACACUACAUAAUGAUCUGUAUGUCAGUCAGGAGACAACACUACAUAAUGAUCUGUAUGUCAGUCAGGAGACAACACUACAUAAUGGUCUGUAUAUCAGUCAGGAGACAACACUACAUAAUGAUCUGUAUGUUAUUGUGUCAGUCAGGAGACAACACUACAUAAUGAUCUGUAUGUCAUUGUGUCAGUCAGGAGACAACACUACAUAAUGAUCUGUAUGUUAUUGUGUCGGUCAGGAGACAACACUACAUAAUGGUCUGUAUGUCAUUGGGUCAGCCAGGAGACAACACUACAUAAUGUGCUGUAUGUCAUUGGGUCAGUCAGGAGACAACACUACAUAAUGGUCUGUAUGUCAUUGGGUCAGUCAGGAGACAACACUACAUAAUGAUCUGUAUGUCAUUGGGUCAGUCAGGAGACAACACUGCAUAAUGAUCUGUAUGUUAUUGUGUCGGUCAGGAGACAACACUACAUAAUGAUCUGUAUGUUAUUGUGUCGGUCAGGAGACAACACUACAUAAUGAUCUGUAUGUCAGUCAGGAGACAACACUACAUAAUGGUCUGUAUGUCAUUGGGUCAGUCAGGAGACAACACUACAUAAUGAUCUGUAUGUUAUUGUGUCAGUCAGGAGACAACACUACAUAAUGAUCUGUAUGUCAGUCAGGAGACAACACUACAUAAUGAUCUGUAUGUCAGUCAGGAGACAACACUACAUAAUGGUCUGUAUAUCAGUCAGGGGACAACACUACAUAAUGUUCUGUAUGUCAUUGCGUCAGUCAGGAGACAACACUACAUAAUGAUCUGUGUGUCAGUCAGGGGACAACACUACAUAAUGAUCUGUAUGUUAUUGUGUCAGUCAGGAGACAACACUACAUAAUGAUCUGUAUGUCAGUCAGGAGACAACACUACAUAAUGAUCUGUAUGUCAGUCAGGAGACAACACUACAUAAUGAUCUGUGUGUCAGUCAGGGGACAACACUACAUAAUGAUCUGUAUGUCAGUCAGGGGACAACACUACAUAAUGAUCUGUAUGUCAGUCAGGAGACAACACUACAUAAUGAUCUGUAUGUCAGUCAGGAGACAACACUACAUAAUGAUCUGUAUGUCAGUCAGGGGACAACACUACAUAAUGAUCUGUGUGUCAUUGUGUCAGUCCGGAGACAACACUACAUAAUGAUCUGUAUAUCAUUGGGUCAGUCAGGAGACAACACUACAUAAUGAUCUGUAUGUCAUUGUGUCAGUCAGGGGACAACACUACAUAAUGAUCUGUAUGUUAUUGUGUCAGUCAGGAGACAACACUACAUAAUGAUCUGUAUGUCAUUGUGUCAGUCAGGGGACAACACUGCAUGAAACCUACUCUUCAGUUGGUCAACUAAAUUGACGUGAGGACAAUAUUAACAUGACAUGUAAGUCAGUUUUUACUAGAGGUCGACCGAUUAAUCGGAAUGGCCGAUUUCAAGUUUUAAUAACAAUUGGAAAUCAGUAUUUUUGGGCGCCGAUAAAAAUAUUUAUUUUUUAUACCUUUUAUUUAACUAGGCAAGUCAGUUAAGAACACAUUCUUAUUUUCAAUGAAGGCCUAGGAACGGUGGGUUAACGGCCUCGUUCAGGGGCAGAACGACAGAUUUUCACCUUGUCAGCUCGGGGGACCCAAUCUUACAACCUUACAGUUAACUAGUCCAACGCAAUAACGACCUGCCUCUCUCUCGUUGCACUCCACAAGGAGCCUGCCUGUUACGCGAAUGCAGUAAGCCAAGGUAAGUUGCUAGCUAGCAUUAAACUUAUCUUAUAAAAAACAAUCAAUCAUAAUCACUAGUUAACUACACAUGGUUGAUGAUAUUACUAGAUAUUAUCUAGCGUGUCCUGCGUUGCAUAUAAUCUGACAGCAUACAAGUAUCUAAGUAUCUGACUGAGGGGUGGUAGGCAGAAGCAGGCGCGUAAACAUUCAUUCAAACAGCCCUUUUGUGUGUUUUGCCAGCAGCUCUUCGUUGUGCGUCAAGCAUUGCGCUGUUGACUUCAAGCCUAUCAACUCCUGGUGUAGAGAUGAGGCUGGUGUAACCGAAGUGAAAUGGCUAGCUAGUUAGCGCUUCAAACGUCACUCGCUCUGAGCCUUGUAGUAGUUAUUCCCCUUGCUAUGCAUGGGUAACGCUGCUUCGAUGGUGGCUGGUUCGAGCCCAGGGAGGAGUGAGUUACACUGGCAGCUAUGCUGUUACACUGGCAAUACUAAAAUGCGUAUAAGAACAUCUAAUAGUCAAAGGUUAAUGAAAUACAAAUGGUAUAGAGGGAAAUAGUCCUAUAAUUCCUAUAAUAACUACAACCUAAAACUUCUUACCUGGGAAUAUUGAAGACUCAUGUUAAAAGGAACCACCAGCUUUCAUAUGUUCUGAGCAAGGAACUGAAACGUUAGCUUUCUUACAUGGCACAUAUUGCACUUUAACUUUCUUCUCCAACACUUUGUUUUGGCAUUAUUUAAAACAAAUUGAACAUGUUUCAUUAUUUACUUCAGGCUAAAUUGAUUUUAAUUAAUCGGUAUCUGCAUUUUUGGUCCUCCAAUAAUCGCAUCGGUAUCUGCGUUGAAAAAUCAUAAAUCGGUCGACCUCUAGUUUUUACCAUGUCCUCUUUGGUCUCUAUGAGAGUUCCACAUUUUGUAUCUGAAAGUGGUGACAUGCCUAAUGGUGCGAACCAGAGAAAUAUCAUUGCUAUUCCGACUUUGUUUUAUUUUCCUAAUUGGUAUAAUUCAAUCUUUGAGUCUCCUGUUGUUCUGAAAUCUCAAAGUAAUCUGACUUGUAUUGAAACUCUGUAUGAUUUUAAAUGCCGAAAAAGUUUGACAUUUUUACAUUUUAAUAUUUGUAGUUUAUUACCUACAAUGGAUCAUGUCAAAAUCUGGGCCUCUCAGGCAGACCCUGAUAUUUUUUUAAAAUAGUAUCUGAGACCUGGUUAACUGAUAAAACCCUGCACUCUGAGGUUUCUAUGAAUGGUUACAAUGUGUUUAGGGCUGGUAGGAAAGGCAACGGUGGUGGUGUUUCUAUGGAUGGUUACAAUGUGUUCAGGGCUGGUAGGAAAGGCAACGGUGGUGGUGUUUCUAUGGAUGGUUACAAUGUGUUCAGGGCUGGUAGGAAAGGCAACGGUGGUGGUGUUUCUAUGGAUAGUUACAAUGUGUUCAGGGCUGGUAGGAAAGGCAACGGUGGUGGUGUUUCUAUGGAUGGUUACAAUGUGUUUAGGGCUGAUAGGAAAGGCAACGGUGGUGGUGUUUCUAUGGAUGGUUACAAUGUGUUUAGGGCUGGUAGGAAAGGUAACGGUGGUGGUGUUUCUAUGGAUGGUUACAAUGUGUUUAGGGCUGGUAGGAAAGGCAACGGUGGUGGUGUUUCUAUGGAUGGUUACAAUGUGUUUAGGGCUGGUAGGAAAGGUAACGGUGGUGGUGUUUCUAUGGAUGGUUACAAUGUGUUCAGGGCUGAUAGGAAAGGUAACGGUGGUGGUGUUUCUAUGGAUGGUUACAAUGUGUUCAGGGCUGAUAGGAAAGGUAACGGUGGUGGUGUUUCUAUGGAUGGUUACAAUGUGUUCAGGGCUGAUAGGAAAGGCAACGGUGGUGGUGUUUCUAUGGAUGGUUACAAUGUGUUCAGGGCUGGUAGGAAAGGUAACGGUGGUGGUGUUUCUAUGGAUGGUUACAAUGUGUUCAGGGCUGGUAGGAAAGGCAACGGUGGUGGUGUUUCUAUGGAUAGUUACAAUGUGUUCAGGGCUGGUAGGAAAGGUAACGGUGGUGGUGUUUCUAUGGAUGGUUACAAUGUGUUCAGGGCUGGUAGGAAAGGCAACGGUGGUGGUGUUUCUAUGGAUGGUUACAAUGUGUUCAGGGCUGGUAGGAAAGGUAACGGUGGUGGUGUUUCUAUGAAUGGUUACAAUGUGUUCAGGGCUGGUAGGAAAGGCAAAGAUGUGGUUGUGUUGAUAUUUACACAAGGAAUCUUCUUUCUGUGUCUCUGUUAAAAGGCUACCAACAGUCCUAAACUAUAUUAAUUGUUGGCUUUAAGUCUUCAGUUGGGUUUAAACUAAAAAAUAACAGUUAUAGGAAUCUUAUUGUCCACCAUCUGUACCUAACUCACUGAUUUAAUUGCCAUUUUUACUACCCCAGAGGUGUUGAUCGCCAGAGAUUUUAAUCUUGCAUGGAGAAGGCAGGAUGCUGACUGUUUAAAUGAUAUUUGUACUAAUCUAAAUUUGACCCAGCUGAUUACAAAGCCCACGCGUCCAAACUUAAAGGCCCCUAAAAAAUGUACUUUGAUUGACGUCAUAUUUACAAAUACUCCAGAGAAAUAUGCUUGGAGUGGGGUAUUUGCUUUGGAUAUUAGUGACCGCUGUCCCAUUGUAUGUGUCAGGUGUAUACAGAUGCCUCGAUCCAAACCUCAUUUUAUCAAAAAGGAAUUUUUAAGAUUUCAAUUGACAGGCCUUUUUUUUUUAGACCUUUAUUUUGGUGACUUUGAUUGUAUUGCACCUAUACCUGACCCUGAGUUGGCUCUGAACCACUUCUCAAAGGUUUUCAAUUGUGUUGUAGAUAAACAUGUUCCCUUUAAAAAAACAGAAUAAAAAAUCAGUCUUG